Penaeus indicus is the source of this 608-nucleotide messenger RNA. RefSeq lists its product as uncharacterized. The transcript has 4 exons. Bases 273 to 608 code for a protein of 111 amino acids. Lineage: Eukaryota; Metazoa; Arthropoda; Malacostraca; Decapoda; Penaeidae. The record is from RefSeq and is a predicted model, not a curated record.
CUCCGGUUGCCCGGCGGUGGAGGUUCUUGGUAGUUCCCCAAUUCUACCCCCUAGAAAAAAGUAAACAAGACAACUAUACAAAAAAAGAAAAAAAGAAAGAAAAAAACACGAAGAAAGCAAAUGCAUGGCCCAAAGUGAGUGUGUUUUAGCCCAGCAAAUCCAACUCCCAAGAGAAACAAAACCGCCUUUCCCACUUUCUCCACCGGAAGUGUAAGGGAGUUUCACUUGUUCCCUAUGGCUCCUAAAAAGCCAUAGUUAACUGACUACAGGUAAUGGCCCUCUUCGCAACCAGCUCAUCUUCGAAAGCAAAGGGUGGAGCGCCUGCUAAGAGUCUUGCGGACUGCAGGUAUGAAGAGGAACAGGAGCUUCAGCAAGUGGCCUGGCGAUUUAUGAAAAAGCGAGAGAAGGCAAGGAAGGCGAAGGACGAGAAGGACAGGGCCAAGGCGGAGAGGGAGCGCAUCAAGGCCGAGAAGAAGGCACUGAAGGCCCUGAAGAAGGCCAACAAAGGCGCGGCUGUUCCACUCCUCGAGAGCGACUUACAGAUGGCAGGAGGAGGCCAAGCCGGCGAAGGAACGUCAGGGAGCCAGGACCCGAAGGACGCAAGGUAA